Scaptodrosophila lebanonensis is the source of this 1964-nucleotide messenger RNA. RefSeq lists its product as uncharacterized. The record is from RefSeq and is a predicted model, not a curated record. Gene Ontology annotation, molecular function: magnesium ion binding; pyruvate kinase activity; potassium ion binding. The transcript has a single exon. Bases 193 to 1899 code for a protein of 568 amino acids. NCBI's taxonomy places the organism in Eukaryota, Metazoa, Arthropoda, Insecta, Diptera, Drosophilidae. Gene Ontology annotation, biological process: glycolytic process. Gene Ontology annotation, cellular component: cytoplasm.
AUUUUAUAUUUAAACUUACGUGCUUUAUUUUCGGUUGUUUUACCAGUCCCCUUUGUGGAAAGUUUCUUCUUUUUUUUAGCUGAAAUUAUUAGAAGUAUUGUAUUUUAUAAUAGCAUAGAUUAAUAUAAAUUCGUACAGAACAGACAACGAUUAAAUUGGUAGCAUUAACGCAUACAAAAUUAGCUGCACGCCAUGGAACUUGUGAAUGAAGAUGCACAGCCGCCACUUGUGCUGGACAGUGAGGAGGCUGAGGAGGAGCAAUGCAAUAGCGACAACAAUCUAGGGGAAUUCAGGAUACGUUUGAAUGGACAACAGGACUUGGAACAGCGUCUGCUUGAGUUCAAGGCUGCCUGCGACGCGCAUGAAAAGCAUGCACGUAAGCGUCGCCAUCGUCGCUACUAUCAUAUGGGGCUAGUGGCUAAAAUCGUAAUGGAAACAACACCAGAAGAGUUACGACGAAUGCUGGAGAACGGCGUCUUCACAUUUCACGUGGAUGCGGUGGCUAAUAAACCAGAUGAACUUAAUACCAUUCUAGAUACUCUACACAUUGCGAUUUCUUCCUUUGAAGCGGAGCGAGAGCUACGCGUGGUCACCGCACUGGCUUUGGAGAUCAAUGGCGAAUGCUGUCGCGUGGGCAGAUUACGGAACAAUUGCACGGUUUUGAUGGCACGCGGCUCUGUCGUCACAUUGACCACGAAUGAAGCCUAUCGCUAUAGCGGCUUCAAGGAGAUUCUCUUCGUGAUUAAUCUACAGUACUAUCUCAGUUCCAUCAAGUUGGGUGAUAUGCUAAUAAUUGGACGCGACGUGCGCUGUCGUGUGGUGAAAACUUUACGAGAAGCGGUGGCUGUGCUCAUAAUUGAUGCAGGCCUCUUGGCCUCUUAUGAUUUCAUUGAGUUGCCUCAGCAAUGCCAUCGCUUAAGUCCCGACAUCUACCCGGAACUAUUCAUGAAGGACUUGCAAAUCGCAGUCGAUUACAAGGCCAAUUAUGUGGUGUUGCCCAAAAUACGGUGCAAGGCAUUCCUACGAGCCGUACGCCAAUCUCUGCGUGAGGAGUACGACAUGAAGCUGAUUGGCAUGGUGGAUUUCGAGUAUGUACGCUGCAAUAUGCUCGAUCUCUUGGGCAUCAUCAAGCUGCUCGACUAUUUGUGGAUACCCGAUAUGUUCAAUGUGAAUUGCUGUGUCUAUAAUUAUAUUAUGGACGACGUGCUGCCAAUAUCGCGGUGCCAGAAGGUGCCGGUAAUUGGCACUGUGCCUCUAGAGCGCUGCAGCGACUUCAAGCGAUUCGAAUUGCACGAAUUCCUCUGGAAGAUCGAUUCGAUACACAUACAGAAGAGUCCUUGGUGUAACAAGUAUCCGUUGAUAGUGAAAAAAUUGAUGCCAGUACGCGACUACCGUGUAGGCAUGGUCCAGACGAAGGCACUAGUCAAAAACAUAAUGACAUCGUUUCAAACGGUUGUCAACUUCAUUAUUCGCACAAUCAGCUCAAUCGAAUGCCAAGCUAUUUUCCUGUAUACCACCUGUGAAAAUGCCGCCGUCGCGCUGUCUAGAACAGAAAUCUAUUGCCCAGUCUAUGUGAUGAUGCCGCUUAAUGACGAUGAUGACCGGCCGACCAUAUUGUGCAAGUUCAAUUUGGCCCGUGCUCUGCAUCUACGCCGCAAUAUGCAUCCAGUGAUGUAUGCCAAGGAGCUAAACGAAUGCGAGUACAGUCCAAUAGAAUUUGGCGUCGAUUACAUGCGUCGCAAGGGCUGCUUGGAAGUGGGGGACUUUGUGAUUACCCUAGAGGUGGCCAAGGAAAACGAGGAGAACGUGGUGCUUGGUGUGGGCGAGGAUGUCUGCAUAUUGCGUGCGUUCUACGUGGCGCCACUUUUGGCUUGUGAGAAAUUCAAGUACGGCACAUAAGGCGUGCAGCUGUACUGACAUCAACAGAGUAAUUGCCUAGCACUAAAUUAAACGUAUGAAAGCUA